AGUCCCUAUACUUUCUUCCUACAUCCCAAGCCAUCAUCACGCGACAAAGUUCUUUCUAUACCCCAAAUGAGCGCCAAACUCGGGAUUCAUAAACCUGGACUUGGCUUGUUGAUGGCCACUAUCUCCUAGACAUUUAGAUAGGCUGUGCACCAUCCAAGGCUUCUAACAAUGACAAUGUUGUGGGCACAGCUUAGGAGAAUUGCACCACCUAGAUUACCUCCUAGACCACCUAGGCCUAAUCGCAUAUUCGGGGCCGGUUCCUCGAGGCGCGCGUAUGGAACCGAGCCUAAUAUCCCGAAGGAGUUUCUCCCGCCCGUCCCGGUCCUGAGACCGACGCUGUGGGCCCUAACCGCCACGGCCACCAUCUUUCUCGGAUGCGCAGCCUACGACGUCCAUCGAGACGUCCGGGACCUCAAGAGGAGAGGGCUUCUCAAAAACGUAAGAGAAGCGUCGUACGAGGACGUGGAAAUCGCCAAGCAUCGCGGCGGGCAUUCUUCGCGGCGUUCCUCUUCCCGCUCGUCGCCAUCGUCGCCGUCGAAGUACUACCCGCCGGGCCAGCUCGGCGAAGUGCUCGCGGCGUACAACGACGCGGAGAAGGUGCUGCUGGGGUUCUCGGCGCUGAACAUCAGCCUGCUGGGGGCGCACUACAUGGCGCUGAUCCAGCACUUCGGGCACGUGCCGUGCUUCAGCCCCAACUACACGCUGCUGACGUCGAUGUUCGGCCACACGGGCCUGCUGCACGCCGGCCUCAACACCUUCGUGCUCCUCCAGUUCGCGCCCCAGGUCGCCGGCGAGCCCCGCGUGUUCGCCGGCAACGGCUGCCACUUCGCCGCCUUCUACCUCUCCGCCGGCAUCCUCUCGUCCCUCGGCUCCCAGAUCUCUUCCAUCCUGCCCUCGCGGAAUUAUCAGUACAGACGCCUCGUUCCGCACAUGGGGGCUAGCGGCGUGAUCUCGGCCUUUCUAGCGAUGUGGGCGGCCCUGUACCCGGAGGCGUCGAUCGGGAUUCUGUUCGUGCCGGGGAGCUACUCGGCGCAGAACUUCCUGCUGGCGCUCGUGGCCUUCGAGACGUGCGGGUUGUUCUUCGGGAUACCGCUCGUGAAGUUCGCGCACGGCCAGCACCUCGCGGGCCUGGCGAUCGGGUGGGCCUACGCGCGCUACGACGGCAAAAAGCACGUGUGGCGGCCCUCUCGCAAGGCCGCGUUCGCGGUCAUGAAGCGCUUGCAUUUGGUGUAGAGGAGAGGAAGCGGAACGAAGCGAUGUGUGCACGUGGGAUGGUUUUAAGGGGUAAGGGGUAAGGGGAUAAUAAGGCUUGAUAAAGUGAGGCUAUAGCCAUGUCUUAUACCUCAACCUCCCCUACUUAGGAGCUAGGUAGCUCCUUUAAUGUUUUCCAGUUUUAGUAGCGUCGACAGCUAAGGAAGAACCCAGAUAUGAGAAGAGUACCUGAUAGGUAGGUACAUUUAUCAGGUCAACCGUGAGCAUACAAUAGUCGCUAAAGAGCGUGUUAAAUUCUUUACUUUCAAGCUUAGGUACGUUAGUAGGUAUUUAGCUAGUAUCGUUACUGAAUACCCCUUCAGAGCUCCAUAGAGAUGUCUGGUUGUAUAUAUGAUCCUAUCAGUCAUUGAUUUGUUAGUAGGCGGGUUUAAUUGUUUUUGAUUUAUAUUGUUGUACUUUGUAUCAUUACGGCUGUCAAGUGUCAACACCUAUUGCCAAAAGCUCACUUAUGUACCCCGGUACCUAGGUACCUAACGUAUGGCC
This is a messenger RNA of Daldinia caldariorum, 1755 nucleotides long. Its product is annotated as rhomboid-domain-containing protein. The transcript has 2 exons. NCBI's taxonomy places the organism in Eukaryota, Fungi, Ascomycota, Sordariomycetes, Xylariales, Hypoxylaceae. Bases 169 to 1233 code for a protein of 354 amino acids. Gene Ontology annotation, molecular function: serine-type endopeptidase activity. The record is from RefSeq and is a predicted model, not a curated record. Gene Ontology annotation, cellular component: membrane.